Rhagoletis zephyria (snowberry fruit fly) is the source of this 3279-nucleotide messenger RNA. RefSeq names its product Death executioner Bcl-2 (gene Debcl). Gene Ontology annotation, cellular component: mitochondrial outer membrane. Gene Ontology annotation, biological process: intrinsic apoptotic signaling pathway in response to DNA damage; regulation of apoptotic process; extrinsic apoptotic signaling pathway in absence of ligand. Lineage: Eukaryota; Metazoa; Arthropoda; Insecta; Diptera; Tephritidae. Gene Ontology annotation, molecular function: BH domain binding. The record is from RefSeq and is a predicted model, not a curated record.
AUCAUUGGCGCAUUGCACACCCCAAUUGCCUCCACUGACGACGACUGCUGCUCCUAUUUCACAAACCACUCACUCACACACACCUGUGCGCACUUUUUCUACUCUCGCCGCUGUUAGGCGUUCGCAUUAGACAGCUUACCAUUAGCCCCACAUAUGUAAGUCCAGUCUUCUAGCCAGUGCCGUCAGUGUAGUACGGUUGUUUAUGACGCGGCGCAUAUUGUGACUAGAAAGUGUUACAAAAAAAAAUAAUAAUAACAAAAGUAAAAAAAUAAGCAAUAAAUGCAGCAGAGCGCAACCGCAUUGCUUAGCACGCGAACGCGCGCGGCUUUAAAGUCGCCACACUUGCCAAUUGUGGAUUCUCAUCUUUCUCGGGUUUUGCAAUUUCCUCUGACACUUGCGUUCUUGACUUUUUUAUUUUGCUUCCACCAUUCAUUUUAUCACCAAACGAAAGGAAAAAAAAACAAUAAAAUUUAAUGUACGAAUUCGCGGCUUAGAGUGUGGAUUAGGGCGAAAAGCAAGCAUGUAGGUAAAUAGGAAAAACAAAAAAACACUCACGUUUGAAAGAGUAGAAUAUAAAUUUUUCGUUCGCUUUAUCAAAAGUCGACAAAGUACGAAAUUUAUAACGAAAGCGCACAUAAAAAAAUUCAUUUUGAACGUUGCAAAACUUGAGCUCACUCGAGCGACGUGUUGGAAAGUUCGUCUGACAUCUUGCGUCCGUUGUCUUCUCACAGCCGUAUCGCCGUCACCGUCGCCAGCCGCCAGCCGCCAGCCGCCAGCACAGCUGAGAUCGCAAAAUAAAGAUUGAGAUCAGUGCUGAGAAGGCAAGAUCAUCGCAAAAGUCAUCGAGCAGGUAAAUGGGAAACCUAAAAAGCUGAUAGGCAUAAAGCGAGCGCAUUGUUGCUUGCUGUCGCUGUGAGAAAGCUGUGGAAUUGACAAAAACGAAUGUGUAAUAGAUAAGUGAAAAAUAGUGAAGGUUGGGCGACAAUUAAAAAAUUUGAAAUAAAAACAAAACUAACCAGUGGAAAAAGUUGGAGUCGCGCAAGUAGUAGAUACUCGUCGAGUGCAACAGACAUCACAAAAACAUAAAGCAAACACUUUGCUUCUACGACAAUAAACAAGUAAUACGAGUAUAAUGGUUAAAAAUGUGAAAAAUAUCACAAAAAUAUAACAAAGACACAAUCUUAAAUAACAAGUAAGGUCACGCCAUAAGACGGCGGCAAGCGCUAAGCUAAACGUACUCAUAGAGCCGAAGCAAGUUUGCUUAUUUAGCAGAGCGAAACCGUGAGCGCACAUCAACAGCUGUUUCAACAAAAUCAAACAAGAUUUCUAUACGAAAAAAAUUCAAUUACUUAAAUGUUAAAGAUCUCUAUGCGCACAGCGUAAAAGUGAAGAUAGUAAUUCAACCAGCAUUUCUAAAAGCCAUAUACCACAUCUGCAAUAACAAAAACAACUGUACACCUCUCACAUGCCUUCGCCGACUUUGAAGCAGCAGCAACCGCCACCUCCGCCGCCACCACCACCAUUACUACCACAUCAACUCUCCUAUCAAAUUCACAUACAACAGCCGACACAACCACAACAACAAAAUAGCUUUUAUAGUACGAAAAAUAAGAAAUUGUCAACGAAGUUGAAGUCAUCUUCAUUGGAUAAUGAAAUCUUCCUGCAGAAUCGUAAAAAUAAUAGUCAAAAUACCAUGGAUUGGCUAUUGUCACCACAUGGUUGUGCCACAAUACCACGUGCCGGUUCUACUUCCUCUUUGGCGAGCACUGUAACAGCUAGCAAUUAUCAGGAAUACAAAGCGGAAAUCAUAAAUCAGGGAAAAUGCCUCUGCGGUCAGUACAUUCGCGCACGGCUUCGACGUGCUGGCGUACUAAAUCGCAAAGCGACACAGCGUUUGCGCACCAUAUUGGAACCCUCAUCGGCGGUGGUGUAUGAAGUGUUUCCGGCAUUGAAUAGUAUGGGCGAGGAAUUGGAACGCAUGCAUCCGCGUGUAUAUACAAAUGUAUCACGUCAACUGUCGCGUGCACCCUAUGGCGAGUUGGUCGAUGGUGACGCAGCGCCAAUGCUGCUCAAUUUGGUGGCCAAAGAUUUAUUUCGUUCGAAUAUUACUUGGGGCAAAAUUAUUUCCAUAUUUGCUGUUUGUGGUGGCUUUGCCAUCGACUGUGUACGUCAGGGACACUAUGAAUAUUUGCAACUUCUUGUCGAUGGCAUUGCUGAGAUAAUCGAAGAUGAUCUGGUGCCUUGGCUGGUCGAUCACGGCGGUUGGUUGGGUCUGCAACAACACAUCCGCCCACAUGUGCGACGCUUUUCUUUUUUGGGACUGUUGACACUUUUCGUAGCCGUAUCAUCCGGUGUUUAUGUUGUAACUAAUGUGGCGAAACAUAUUGGUUGUCAUUUGUACUCGUUGCUGUUUUGACAGGAAACGCGCGAUAGCCAAAGGCGAAUAGUUAAUGGAAGUGUGGGAAGUUGGAGAUAUGAGAAAUAGCGAAAAUGUGACAUGUAGGAGAGGAAAUAAUGUAGAGAGUUAUGUUUUAUUGCAAUAUUAAAUAUUAUCGUUUUCUUUACUUGACUAAAUACAUAUGUAAAUACAUAGUAUAACUUUAAAAAUAAUUCUGCUUUUCAUACAUUUAGUGAACUGGCAUUGGUAUCGUUAACAUUAGAAUAUGUAAUUUUAAACAUUUAUGCAAAUACCUAUCAAUUUUAUUCCUGCGCAACUAAGAGAUAAUCAUAUGUUUAAUCCAAAUAAGUUUCCUUUUAAUUUUAAAACUUACAUACAUACAUACAUGACAACUGACAAACACCUAUUUAAAGUUUGUAUAAACCUAAAUAUUUUGUUAAUUCAUUGUAUUUAAUACUUGCUUUAAUUAUUUAGAGAGACUAAGAAAUAAAAUUAAAAUUGAUCAGAAAAUUAAUUUAGUGUCAUCAGAGGUAACGAAAUUUUUUUUCUGAUACAAGCAUCAAUUUGAGUUGAUUAUCUUUAUUUUAUAGUAAUCCAGUAUUUAGUCAAAAGUACACAUUUUUAUUUUCAGUUAUAUCUGCCUGACUAAAUCUGACUUUUUCUGACUAAAUCCUGGAGUACUGGCACAGACAAGGGCCACUCAGAAUUCUUAAAUUCGAAAAUCUUGACUGUGCAGAAAAUUUGUACAAUAUUUUUCUUGCAUUUACUUUUCUUAAAACUUAAAUAUUUAAGUUUUCUGAAUAUUUCUUAAAACUUGAUUUCAUUGUAGCUUUCUAAAAUCUUAAGAUGGGAAUUUGGUUCUCUAAUUACAUCUUUAAUAA